Molecule: messenger RNA, 3001 nt
Organism: Camellia sinensis
Lineage: Eukaryota; Viridiplantae; Streptophyta; Magnoliopsida; Ericales; Theaceae
Source: RefSeq, a predicted model, not a curated record
CUUGAGCAUGUCAUGGCUAGUUCACAAUUUGCAUAUUUAUCUAAUACUCUUAUGUUGUUUGAGCAUUCUCAACUCUGGCUUUACUGCUACCAUGUCCAGCUCCAGGCUAAUGGGGAACGACACAGACCGAGUUUCAUUGCUGGCAAUCAAGGCCAAAAUAGUUGAGGAUCCACUACAUGUUUUGAGCUCCUGGAAUGAUUCUAUCCACUUCUGCCAAUGGCAGGGCGUUACGUGCAGUCAUAGGCAUCAGAGGGUCGCUGCCUUGGUCUUACAGUCCCGGGAGUUGGUGGGAUCGAUAUCACCACACAUCGGGAAUUUAAGCUUUCUGAGGGAAUUACGGCUUCAGAACAAUAGCUUUGGCAAUGAAAUUCCCUCGGAAAUUGGCCGUUUGCCAAGGCUGCAGAUUUUGCUGCUGAGCAACAAUUUAAUUGGUGGCCGAAUUCCUGUAAAUAUAUCUCGUUGUGCUAACCUCGUUUACAUCAAUUUUUCUUACAACAGGUUGGCAGGAGAAGUUCCUAUGGAGCUGGGAUCCUUGUCGAAGCUCGCAAUCGUGAUUAUAUCCGUCAACAAUCUUACAGGGAGUAUCUCUCCUUUCACGAAUUUGUCAUCUCUUCGCGAGUUGUUUUUAGAUACAAACUACUUUGACGGCAGCAUUCCUGAUGGUUUUGAUCGAUUGAAGAAUCUUCAGAAAUUCGCACUCGGCACAAACUGGUUGUCUGGCGUCAUCCCUGCGUCGCUCUUCAACCACUCUUCUCUCACAACUUUUGAUGUCACUAUUAACCAAAUCUGGGGAAGUCUUCCCUGGGACUUGGGAAUCACUCUUCCCAAUCUUGAAUUCUUCAGCAUUAGUGCAAACCAAUUUACAGGAUCAAUUCCGGUUUCAAUAUCGAAUGCAUCUAAACUCCACCAACUGCAAUUGGGUCCAAACAAACUUACUGGAAAGGUUCCUAAUUUAGCAAGGCUGCAAAACCUCAAGUGGCUAAGCAUUGGGGACAAUCAGCUUGGUUCCAGGGAAGCUGAUGACUUGAACUUUAUCCACUCUUUGAUCAAUGCUACAAAUUUACAGCAUUUGGACGUGGGCCUGAACAAUUUUGGCUGCAAGUUUCCAGAAUCCAUCGGUAAUCUCUCGAGCAAUCUUCAAGUUUUGUAUCUAGACAACAAUCAGAUAUUCGGAAGCAUUCCACCCGGGAUUGUAAAUCUUGUUGGCUUGCAGAGUUUGAAUAUGCAGCUUAACCAAUUCACUGGUACUAUUCCAAGUGGGAUUGGAAAGCUUCAAAAUCUACACCAAUUGAAUCUCUUCAACAAUUCAUUGUCUGGUAACAUCCCAUCUUCCCUAGGAAAUCUGAGUUUGUUAAGUAAACUUGUUUUAGGACUUAAUAACUUUCAGGGAAACAUCCCUCUGAGCCUAGGGAAUUGUAGUAAUUUGCAAAAGUUGUCUCUUUCUCAAAACAACCUUAAUGGCACCAUACCAAAACAAGUUGUUUCUAUCUCAUCCUUAUCUGUAUAUCUAGACCUAUCCCAAAACCAAUUGAGUGGUUCUCUUCCCAUGGAAGUUGCAAAGUUGACAAACCUUGGUUACUUGGAUGUCUCUAAGAACCUAUUAUGGGGUGAAAUUCCGAGCACUCUGGGUAGCUGCACAAGUUUGGAAACGCUACGUUUGGGGAACAACUUUUUCAACGGAACCAUUCCUUCUUCUUUGAGUUUCUUGAGAGGCCUUAGUGAGUUGGAUCUCACAAAUAAUAGCUUGUCUGGUGUAGUACCAACACAAGGUGUAUUUAGUAAUGCAAGUAUAAUAUCAGUAAUGGGAAACAGUAAGCUCUGCGGGGGGGUAGCUGAAUUGAAGCUACCUAUAUGCAACUUCAAAGUGGAUGAAAAUAGGAUAUCAAACAAUGCCUUAACUUUAGCACUCUCUAUACCCUUUGGGCUUGUAGGACUAGCUCUCGUGGGGUGUGUUUUCUAUCUUUGCCGAUUCAGAAAUAGAAGAAAAGAUACUCCUUCAGAUUCAUCAAAAAAUUCACUCUUGAGGGUGUCUUACCAAACUCUUGUUAAAGCCACUGAUGGCUUCUCAUCUUUCAAUUUAAUUGGUGUUGGUGGUUUCGGGUCUGUGUACAAAGGAGUUAUUGAUGGAAGAAUUGUCGCUGUGAAGGUGCUCAACCUUUUGCGACAUGGAGCUUCGAAGAGUUUUGUAUCCGAAUGUGAGGCCUUGAGAAACAUCAGACAUCGAAAUCUUGUCAAAGUGCUAACAACAUGUUCGACAGUAGAUUAUCAGGGCCAUGACUUCAAGGCCCUAAUUUACGAGUUCAUGGUCAAUGGGAGCCUUGACGAGUGGUUACAUCCAAAUCCCAAUGAAGAUUUGUCAAAUGAAGAGUUUAAGAAGCUAAACCUUCUUCAGAGACUAAAUAUUAUCAUUGAUGUUGCUUGUGCCCUGAAUUAUCUUCACAACCAGGGCCAAACCCCAAUAGUCCACUGCGAUCUUAAGCCAAGCAACAUUCUUCUGAACAAAGAUAUGACAGGGCAUGUUGGUGAUUUUGGGUUAGCAAAAUUCCUUGCAGACCAUGCCACCCAUGACUUGUCUACAAAUGAAACAAGCUCUGUUGGCAUAAGGGGAACAAUAGGUUAUACUGCUCCAGAAUAUGGUAUGGGAAGUGAGGUCUCAGCAUAUGGUGAUAUCUACAGUUUUGGCAUCCUCAUGUUAGAAAUGUUUACUGGGAAAAGACCCACUGAUGAAAUGUUUAAAGAUGGUUUAAGCCUCCACAGCUUUGUGAAAGGGGCUUUGCCUGGCAGUGUAUCGGAGAUUUUAGACCCAAUACUUUUUCAGAUCGAAGGAGAAGAAGAACAAAGCUUCAUAAGGAGUGAAAAAUUUGUGGAGUGCUUGAGUUUGAUACUUGAAAUUGGAGUCGAUUGUUCUUCAGAACUGUCUAGAGAAAGAACAAACAUUAAUGAUGUUGUAGCUAAAUUGCAUUUCAUCAAAGACACUCUUCUAGGAUUUGAAAUACAUUGA